CAGUAAUAGCGUCGAUUUCACAGCGUUUGGGUGUGUUUUAAACAUUGCGGUUCGUGCAAAAAUUUCUCUAUGUGGGCUCAGAGUUUAAUUACAAACAAGUGGUAAAAAGGGCAACACUGCACAGACGAUAAUAAUCAAAUCGAUAAAUUUAAAAAUAAAAACGAACACCACAGCUAAAAAUUAACAACUGCAAACAUUGCAUAUUAAAGUGGUCAAGUGUGUGUGAAAAAAAAACUGAACUGAGUUGUAUAAUCGCCAAAAACUUGUUGAACUCGCUGCCUCCCUCACACUUGUUCAACUACUACCACAGCAACUGCUGCUUGCUGCUGUGUGAGUGUAAAUUAAUAAACUACCUAUAAAAGAUACACAAAGAAACUAAAGCAACAACGGAGACGGAGACGAAUACGACGACGUCAUGCAAGCAAUCAAAUGUGUUGUUGUUGGCGACGGCGCCGUGGGCAAGACUUGCCUGCUGAUCAGCUAUACAACGAACGCCUUCCCGGGGGAAUAUAUUCCCACCGUCUUCGACAACUACUCGGCCAAUGUGAUGGUCGAUGCCAAGCCCAUCAAUCUGGGACUAUGGGAUACAGCCGGACAGGAGGAUUACGAUCGCUUGCGUCCGCUAUCGUAUCCACAGACUGACGUCUUCCUCAUCUGCUUCUCGCUGGUGAAUCCCGCUUCGUUUGAAAACGUGCGCGCCAAAUGGUUUCCCGAGGUUCGUCAUCAUUGCAACAAUGUGCCCAUUAUUCUGGUGGGUACAAAGCUCGAUUUGCGCGACGACAAGCAGACGAUUGAAAAGCUCAAGGAUAAAAAGCUCACACCCAUCACUUAUCCCCAGGGCUUGGCCAUGGCCAAGGAAAUUGCAGCUGUAAAGUAUCUGGAAUGUUCAGCUCUGACCCAAAAGGGUCUCAAGACGGUCUUUGAUGAGGCCAUAAGAUCGGUGCUUUGUCCCCCAAUACGUCACUCACGCAAGCGCAAGUGUGUUCUGCUCUAGGGUGGAAAAGCUUGCUAAAAAAUAUUCAAUGUUUUCAAAGAGAGCGAGAGAAAGAGAGAGAGGCGGAAGGAAGACAGAGAACAAAGCGCUGAAAGUUUGCAAAAAUGAAUUCGCUUUAGUUACAGUUACAGCUUAAGCUCUGUGUUGAUGAUGUAGUUUCAGUGUGUGCAAGAGAGAGAGAGGGAGACAGACAGAGUCAGAGUCACAGCAUUACGCACAAGAGCAAAGUAUUCUUGUUUGUUGUUGUUCUUGUUAUACAUAUGUGUGUGCGUGAGUGUGUGGGGGGCAACGCAUUAAAUUUGUAAGCGCAGCGCGCGUUAUUAGAGGGGGGCCACCAGUCUACGACGAGUUGAUAUGAAUACAAAAAAAAAAAAUAUAUA
Molecule: messenger RNA, 1374 nt
Organism: Drosophila nasuta
Lineage: Eukaryota; Metazoa; Arthropoda; Insecta; Diptera; Drosophilidae
Gene: Rac2
Product: Rac family small GTPase Rac2
Exons: 1
Coding region: 416-994 (192 amino acids)
Biological process (GO): small GTPase-mediated signal transduction
Molecular function (GO): GTP binding; GTPase activity
Source: RefSeq, a predicted model, not a curated record